Messenger RNA from Brassicogethes aeneus, 570 nucleotides. NCBI's taxonomy places the organism in Eukaryota, Metazoa, Arthropoda, Insecta, Coleoptera, Nitidulidae. The record is from the annotation of a GenBank genome assembly.
AGGACUUCAAGUUUUAAUCUCUCAGAAUUAAUAAUCAUUUCAACACAGAUAUAAAAUAUCUAUCCAAUAGUUAAAAAAUAUUGGUUUAAUUGUAGUGAUAAAAUUAAUUAUUAUAACAUGUUGAAGUUGUGUUUUGGUGGUUUAUUGUUUGCGUGUGUUUUGCAGUUAUCAAGCACGAAAAUGUCAGUGAAAAUCGCGACCUUUGAUGAAGUGAAAAAUCUAAAUAAAAACGUAGUUUUAAUUGACGUUCGCGAACCGUCGGAAUUAAAAGAAUUUGGCGUUAUACCAGGAAGUAUUAAUAUACCCUUGAAGGAUGUCGAAAAAGCGCUUAAGGAUUUGUCGUCUGAAGAAUUUGGAAAGUUGUAUGGUAAAAAUAAGCCAUCGCUCGAUACGGAAAUAAUUUUUUCUUGCCGUUCUGGAAGGCGUAGCGGCUUGGCAGCUGAUAUUGCUGUUAAAUUAGGAUACCAGAAUGUCAAGAAUUAUCAAGGAAGCUGGUUGGAAUGGGAACAGAAAAUAAAAGAAUAAAACAAUCAUCUUUGAUAAUACCUAUCAUACAAAACGAUAUAAAAU